Molecule: messenger RNA, 2032 nt
Organism: Dioscorea cayenensis subsp. rotundata (Guinea yam)
Lineage: Eukaryota; Viridiplantae; Streptophyta; Magnoliopsida; Dioscoreales; Dioscoreaceae
Product: pyruvate decarboxylase 1
Exons: 6
Coding region: 24-1826 (600 amino acids)
Molecular function (GO): carboxy-lyase activity; thiamine pyrophosphate binding; magnesium ion binding
Source: RefSeq, a predicted model, not a curated record
CCACUAAGAAUUACGUCAGCGAAAUGGAUUCCCCAAUGGUCCCCAAUAAUGGCGCGGCGGCGAGCCUCACCGGAGAGCACGUCGGCGCACUCCCCCGUCCCCCCGUUGCACCCACACCGAUAUGCUCCACCGAAGCAACCCUCGGCCGUCACCUCGCCCGCCGCCUCGUCCAGGUCGGCGUCUCCGACGUCUUCGCUGUCCCCGGUGACUUCAACCUCACCCUCCUCGACCAUCUCAUCGCCGAACCUGGCCUCCGCCUUGUCGGAUGCUGUAACGAGCUCAACGCCGGCUAUGCCGCGGACGGCUACGCCCGAUCGCGUGGCGUCGGCGCCUGCGCUGUCACCUUCACCGUCGGCGGGCUGAGCGUUCUCAACGCCAUUGCCGGCGCUUACUCCGAGAACCUCCCCGUCAUCUGCAUCGUUGGUGGUCCAAACUCCAACGACUACGGCACCAACCGGAUCCUCCACCACACCAUCGGCCUUCCCGAUUUCUCCCAGGAGCUCCGCUGCUUCCAGACCAUCACCUGCUUUCAGGCGGUGGUGAAUAACUUGGAUGAUGCUCACGAGCUGAUCGACACUGCGGUCUCAACUGCGCUGAAGGAGAGCAAGCCGGUGUACAUCAGCAUCGGUUGCAAUUUGCCGGCGAUUCCUCACCCUACCUUCAGCCGCGAGCCUGUGCCCUUCUUUCUCGCUCCCAGAGUGAGCAACCAGAUGGGAUUAGAGGCAGCAGUGGAGGCGACCGCUGAUUUCUUGAACAAAGCCGUGAAGCCAGUCAUGAUUGGUGGCCCCAAACUCCGAGUGGCCAAAGCCUGUGAUGCCUUUGUUGAGCUUGCCGAUGUCUGUGGCUAUGCAAUGGCCGUGAUGCCAUCGGCCAAAGGGCUUGUACCGGAGCAUCACCCAAGGUUCAUUGGCACUUACUGGGGUGCCAUCAGCACUGCCUUUUGUGCUGAGAUUGUUGAGUCAGCUGAUGCUUAUAUCUUUGCUGGUCCUAUCUUCAAUGACUAUAGCUCUGUUGGAUACUCUCUGCUUCUCAAGAAGGAGAAGGCUAUUAUUGUUCAGCCUGAACGUGUUGUUGUCGCUAAUGGCCCUGCAUUUGGAUGUGUUUUGAUGAAGGAUUUCCUCCGAGCUCUUGGCAAGAGAAUCAAGAGGAAUACCACUGCAUUUGAGAAUUACAAGAGAAUCUUUGUCCCUGAAGGUAUUCCUCUUGAAUGCAAACCCAAGGAGGCAUUGAGGGUCAAUGUUCUCUUCAAGCACAUUCAAAACAUGCUGUCUGGAGAUACCGCUGUCAUUGCCGAGACUGGUGAUUCUUGGUUCAAUUGCCAGAAGUUGAAGCUACCUGAGGGUUGUGGCUAUGAGUUCCAAAUGCAGUAUGGAUCCAUUGGAUGGUCUGUUGGAGCUACUCUUGGAUAUGCCCAAGCUGCAAAGAAUAAGCGUGUUAUUGCCUGCAUUGGUGAUGGAAGCUUUCAGGUAACAGCGCAGGAUGUGUCAACAAUGUUGAGGUGCGAACAGAACACAAUAAUCUUUCUCAUAAACAACGGUGGUUACACAAUUGAGGUGGAGAUCCAUGAUGGACCUUACAAUGUUAUCAAGAACUGGAAUUACACAGGUCUGAUGAAUGCCAUCCACAACGGAGAGGGCAAAUGCUGGACAGCCAAGGUCACAUGUGAGGAGGAGCUGAAGGAGGCAAUUGGGAUGGCAACUGGGGAAAAGAAAGAUUGUCUAUGUUUCAUUGAAGUUAUAGUGCACAAAGAUGAUACAAGCAAAGAGUUACUAGAAUGGGGCUCCAGGGUUUCUGCUGCUAAUAGCAGGCCACCUAAUCCUCAGUAAAAUGUUUUACUUGGAAGUCUUGUGUAUUGAUUUCAAAGCCUGGUUUAUAUGAGUUUGUUUUGGUAUUAUUAUCCCUUGUAAUCACCUUUAUGAUUUUCAUGUCUCUAAAACUAGUUAGAGAACUUCUUUAAGUAAAUGAACAUGUAGUUCAUACAUUGAAUAAAGACUAGUCAACUUUAUAUGUUAAACAUCAAAUUCAUGUGCAA